Messenger RNA from Mollisia scopiformis, 1038 nucleotides. RefSeq names its product RNA-binding domain-containing protein. NCBI's taxonomy places the organism in Eukaryota, Fungi, Ascomycota, Leotiomycetes, Helotiales, Mollisiaceae. The record is from RefSeq and is a predicted model, not a curated record. Gene Ontology annotation, cellular component: nucleus. The coding region runs from base 1 to 1038 and encodes 345 amino acids. Gene Ontology annotation, biological process: mRNA export from nucleus. The transcript has 8 exons. Gene Ontology annotation, molecular function: mRNA binding.
AUGGAUCGAGCACUCGACGAGAUUGUUGCCGAGCGACACCGAGGCGGUGGACGAGCUCGAGGCCCAGGCCGUCGCGGUGGUCGCAGAAAUGAGCGCACCGAGUAUCCUCGUGACGGCGUAAGAAAGAUCCUCUUCCAGCUAGCUAGUCGAAUCAAUACCGCGCUUGUUGAUGAUGCUUCUCGAGGCGGUGCAGAGAAUCGACUCGAGAAGAUAGCAGAAAUAUUGACUCAGAAUGGGUUCAUGAUAAGUUUGACGACAAUAGUACGAGUCUUUGAUGGUCUGUUUGGCAACAUUUCGCUCACGAUUCUUCCAGCCGGACGACGAUCUGUUCGUCAAGAUAGACGUUACUCUCCGGAGCCUGUCUACGAGACCAGCAGCGCAAAGCUCCGAGUUGAGAACCUCCACUACGAUUUAACCGAAGAGGAUUUGGAUGAUCUCUUCAACCGAAUCGGUCCUGUCCUUAAGCUUUCCCUCACCUACGACAGAGCCGGCCGCUCCGAGGGCGUUGCAUAUGUCACGUACGAAUCCUCCUACGAUGCUAAGAAAGCAAUUCGAGAAUUUGAUGGUGCCAAUGCCAAAGGUCAACCUAUCCGUCUAGUCCCUAUUCCCUCUGGUCCUUCAGCCGGUCGCAGAAACCCAGCUCCAGCUGCUACCCGAGGCUCCCUGUUUGAUCGCAUUACCCCACGUGCCCGUUCCGAUUCCCCAAUCCGCCAUUCAGACGUCAGUGGUCCUCCCCCAUCAAACGUUGAUCGUUACGUCCCAGGCCGAGGUAGUCGUUCCCGUAGUCCCCGACGAACCGCCCCGAAAAGAGAUGGUCGUCGUCCUGGUGCUAGACGUGAGAGAGGUGAACGAACCGGCGGUGGCGGUGGAGGACGAGGUGGUGAGAGAUUGGCCAAGGAUGGUAGACCAAGAAAGACACAGGAGGAAUUAGAUGCCGAGAUGGAGGAUUACUUUGGUGGAGGAGGUGGCAGGGAGAAUGGUGCAUCUGAAGUCACGGAAGCCAAGGGAGAUGAUGUUGAUAUGUUGGAGAUCUUGUAG